This is a messenger RNA of Rosa chinensis, 1805 nucleotides long. RefSeq names its product protein trichome birefringence-like 35. The transcript is spliced from 6 exons. The coding region runs from base 184 to 1515 and encodes 443 amino acids. Gene Ontology annotation, cellular component: Golgi apparatus. The record is from RefSeq and is a predicted model, not a curated record. Gene Ontology annotation, molecular function: O-acetyltransferase activity. NCBI's taxonomy places the organism in Eukaryota, Viridiplantae, Streptophyta, Magnoliopsida, Rosales, Rosaceae.
CAGAAGCUUCAUUACCUGCCGCACCCUAUUUCUUUUUAGGACAAAUCAUUGUACAAAAUCCCAAAUAACUCACAUUUCGCUUAGUCUUAGUUUUAUGAUGGUAUUACAUAAGGAAUGUAAAGCCCCUCUGAUUUUCUUUUCAAUUUUCUCUGGUCAAUAAUUUUCCAAACCAAGCAGAAACUCAUGAUGAAGCUGUGGAACAGAAAGAAAACCCAUUUUCCUCUACUGGUCUUCGUCUUCUCUCUGUUCUUGGUUUUUUCAAUUCUCCACAAUGAACGCAGCAUUUUGGAAAUUCAAGACAACCCAGAUCGUGCUCCUCGCCAUCAAAUUCCAGUCACUUAUGUAAAGCCGAAUCGUCUCACCCAUCAAAACCAUGCUCCAGAGGUGUUGGAUAGAUUCAGUACAUGCAACUCCACCAGAGAGUACAGUGGGAGGAAAAUAGCGUGGAGUGGUCAUCUUAAGCCGGAGUACGGUGGCCGGAGGGAGAGUUUGGAGAGCUGUGACUUGUUUUCCGGCAAAUGGGUGUUAGAUAAUUCUUCGUAUCCACUGUACAAUGAGGCCGAGUGCCCUUACAUGUCGGACCAGUUGGCCUGCCACAAACAUGGAAGGUCUGAUUUGGAUUAUCAGUAUUGGAGAUGGCAACCCCAUAAUUGCAACUUGAAGAGAUGGAAUGUGAUUGACAUGUGGGAGAAGUUGAGGGGCAAAAGGUUGAUGUUUGUAGGGGAUUCAUUAAACAGAGGUCAGUGGAUAUCAAUGGUCUGCUUGUUGCAAUCAGUGAUUCCAGCGGAUAAGAGAUCCAUGUCACCGAAUGCCGCCCUUACCAUUUUCCGAGCCGAGGAAUAUAAUGCUACUGUGGAGUUUCUUUGGGCCCCUCUUCUAGUAGAAUCUAAUUCUGAUGACCCAGUGAAUCACAGGUUGGAUGAUCGAAUAAUCCGUCCAGAUUCAGUUCUUAAACAUGCAUCAAUAUGGGAGAAUGCAGACAUAUUGAUUUUCAAUUCCUACCUGUGGUGGAGACAAGGCCCGGUUAAGCUUUUAUGGAGCACUGAAGCAAAUGCUGUGUGUGAAGAAUUAGAUGGUAUAGGAGCCAUGGAAUUGGCCAUGGGCGCUUGGGCAGACUGGGCUUCUAAAGUUGAUCCCCUCAAGAAGCGGGUCUUCUUUGUCACAAUGUCUCCUACACAUCUCUGGAGUCAAGAGUGGAAGCCAGGAGAUGAAGGUAAUUGUUACAAUGAGAAAUCCCCCAUUGAGUUGGAGGGCUACUGGGGAAGUGGCUCUGAUCUCCCUACUAUGAGCAUGGUGGACAAUGUCCUCAGUAAGUUGAGUUCAAAGGUUUCAGUUCUCAACAUUACUCAACUGUCAGAGUACCGGAAAGAUGGUCAUCCUUCCAUCUACCGGAAAUUUUGGGAGGCACUAAAGCCUGAACAGUUGUCUAACCCAGCGAGUUACUCUGAUUGCAUACACUGGUGCUUGCCUGGUGUACCUGAUGUUUGGAACGAGUUGCUUUACCAUUUUUUGUAAACAAAUGCACAGUCGUUAAGGCCUCCUUAAUGGUUUCACGCAACAGUUUGCCUUGUUUGCGCAAAAUCAUUAGGGUCAUUAUUUACAUGAUUCGAUUCUUAGGAAUAUAGAGGUGUUCAGCUAUAGUGGAUCCAUGUAUAAAUAGUGGGAAGUGUGAGCGUCUUUUUUGGUCUUUUCCUUCAAUUAGGAGCGUCCGUUUUGUUAUUUUUGUAUAUGAAACACGGGAUGGGACUUUGCCCAAAUCGAACAAUUUCAAGAUGGUAUGCCUAAGAUACACCCAAUUAAUAUGA